This is a messenger RNA of Oldenlandia corymbosa var. corymbosa, 3384 nucleotides long. Lineage: Eukaryota; Viridiplantae; Streptophyta; Magnoliopsida; Gentianales; Rubiaceae. The record is from the annotation of a GenBank genome assembly.
GGCAGAAUUCAUUCAUCUCCAUUCCCCAGUUCCUAACACGAUGACAAAUUCUCAUGAACUAAUAAUACAAAAGCCUCAAGACCAAUGUAAAUUUUCCUCUUUUACUCAUUCACGGCUCAAAUUUUACUGACCGUAUUGCACAAUGAUCAUGUUACCCAGAAAAAUCUUGAUUUGGGUUCACUUGUUUCUGCUCAUAUGCCCCAACUUGUUUCUACUUUCGAAUUCUAAGCUGGAUUCAUAUAGCUAUUUGGCAGCUAAGAAAAAAAGGAUGAGUGAAAAAGUCCGGAAAAUGUAUGUUCUAUCUGAUUUGCAACCCUUUUUUCUGUUUCUGGCUAGAUGACAAUGUGUAUGUCAACAAAGUUUUAGCUAUGUUUUUGGCUCUGCUGACAGCUGUUUGUUUCAGGAGUUUGGAGAAAUGUUGUACUGACUGACGAAGUUAUCUUGCUGAAAUGUGUUAAGAUUUCAAAAUUGAGUUAUCUGUUUGUGGCUGGAAGAGUUUAUGAAAUCGGGGAAUUGAUAUGCUUGCCCUUAUUUCUGUAUAGUUCAACCUUACUUUGAGACUAGAAUUGAUUUUUGUUAUAGUUCUUUAAUGCACCUUUUAUCUUGAAGUUUUAGGAUUUUCUUCUGUACAUAGAUAAAUUUUGCACAACCCCCAAAGUUUAUUUUAUUUUUUUUUAUCUUUUUCUUUUGUGUACUUCUGUGCAUUUCAUGUACAACUCAGUUCCUGUUUAUAUAAUUAAGAACAAUUCAGAUUGGCAAAUAUCAAAAUAAUUCAAGUUAGACUCCUUAUCAAGAAAUUCUGAUUUUGUUGAGGGUUUGAUUGAUUCGUUGAUCUGAAUUUAUGUGUUCGAACCCUUUCAUUUUAGGGUGAUAAAUUUUUUAGUAUGAUGUGUCUAAUGAUUGCCAUACUCUGGUAUGAUCAGAUUAGUGUGUCUUGCAUUACUGGUUUAGAAUUCAAUGUGGAACUAUGCACCUAUGGGUAUUAGGGUUUAUAAUGAGUUGCCACAAAUUAGAGGAUUCGCUUGAGGGAAAAAAAGCAAAGUAGCAAUCUUCUUUGAAAGAAAUUUAUUUUAUUUGCCGUUGAACUCCUUAGGAAUUUAUGGUGGCUUAAGUGAUACGUGUAUAAGCUGUUUCCUUGCUUUUUAUCCCUUGGUGUCAGGGGACAGAGAAAACAGGAUGCUUUAUAGUUUGAUCAGCGAAAUUUUCAAAUAGUGAUUGUGAACCAGCAAAGGUGGAUUUCCUUUCCCGCGGAAAGAUGCCAUAUCAUUGUUUUACCAUGCGUAUGACAACUAUAUGAUGCACGCAUUUCCACAUGAUGAGCUGAAGCCUCUGACAAAAGAGUUCACUGAUUCUCUAACUGAGCUAGGAAAUUUAAAGCUUGAACAUCAACCAGAACAUUAUAAUGGAUCUGCCCUCUCUCUAAUAGAAUCACUAUCCAGCCUCGUCAUCCUGGGUAACUUCACCGAAUUUGAGAAAGGAGUUAGUUGGCUAUCUGAAAAUCUAACAUUUGAUGUAGAUGCGAGGAUAAACCUUUUUGAGUGCAACAUAAGAGUUCUUGGAGGACUUGUUUCUGCUCAUAUACUUGCCACUGAUUCUACAAACAGGUUGGUUCAAGGAACUUAUAAGAAUCAGCUCCUUGAUCUGGCUGAGGAUUUGGGGAGACGUUUUUUGAGAGCUUUUGAUACCCCAACAGGACUACCUUAUGCUUGGAUCAAUUUGAAGUAUGGUGUAAUGGAGAAUGAGACUACAGAAACAAGCACUUCUGGAUGUGGUUCUUUAAUCCUUGAAAUGGGGGCAUUAUCACGUUUAACUGGUGAUCCAAGGUUCGAAUAUGCUGCUUUACGAGCUCUGCGCAAGUUGUGGAGUAUGCGAAGCUCCUUAAAUCUUCUUGGAACCACACUGGAUGUAGUAACCGGAGAAUGGAUAGAAUAUUCAGCUGGAAUAGGAGCUGGGGUGGAUUCAUUCUACGAGUACCUUAUCAAAGCUUACAUUCUUUUUGGGAGGGAUGAAUUCUGGAGGAUGUUUCAAUCUGCUUACAUUGCUGUUCAGAAAUACUUUAGAUACGGCCCAUGGUAUCAUGAAGCUGACAUGAGAACAGGAAAGCCAACUUAUUGGCAGCUUACCAGUCUGCAAGCAUUUUGGCCUGGCCUGCAGGUGCUAGUUGGCGACGUUCCUGCUGCUAAUUUGUCUCAUCGUGAGUUCUAUCAUAUCUGGAACAAAUUCGGUGUACUGCCAGAAAGAUACCUGCUCGAUCAUCAGAUGUUGCAUCCUACUGAAAAGUACUAUCCUUUGCGUCCUGAAUUGGUGGAAUCCACAUUUUACCUAUAUCAAGCAACAAAAGAUCCCUGGUACAUUGAAGUGGGCGAAUCAAUCAUGGAUUCUCUAAAUUUGUACACUAAAGUUGAAGGUGGAUAUGCCAGCAUAAGGGAUGUAACAACUAUGCAGUUAGAAGAUCAUCAACAUAGUUUUUUCCUUUCUGAAACCUGCAAGUAUCUGUAUCUUCUUUUCGAUGGCACAUUUUUGGUCAAUCAUAAUUACAUUUUUACAACUGAGGGUCAUCCCCUGCCUAUCUUGAGCUCAUGGCAAGAGAGAUUUCCAGACACUUAUAAUUCAAACAACUGGACAUCAACAAAGUAUGAAAAGCAAGUGAAACGAUUAAGUGCAAUGUCAAUGCAAGUUUGUCCAGCUACAACACUAAACCAUGGGCAAGAUGAACGGGUUGAGAGUGCUUGUCAUGUCCUAGAUUCCCGUGCUGACCAUAGGUGCUUUGAUGAUGAUGACUGUGGUGUUGAUUCAAGUAAUUGCAGACGAAGAUCCUGCAGUAUGGCUGGCUACUGUGGUCAAUGGUUGGUUACAUGAAAAUAACAAGUUUAAGACAUCAUCUUCUUUUGCUGUCAUUCAAUGAAUGGGCAGUGUUUGGUUGACACUAAAGCUUUGCUUAUCCCAAGUCUCACAAGCAACAAAUGCGAGCUAACUAUUACAAUUGACGAGAGACACAGAGAUGAUAGAAGAGUACAUAAACUGAUAUACAUACAGGCAAAGAUUCUGUAAACUUAGAACAGAGAAGUUUUGUAACAUCUCAUGGCCAGCAGAAAGUUGAUUCUUAGGGCUUAACGUUUCUUUCUCAAAUUAUAAAAUUGAUCAAAUAUAGAUUAUUGAAAAUAUGUUCACUUUUUCUACGGCUUGGCAAUGCUUUUAGUCUAAUUGUACCAUUAUGAAAACUUCUGCGAAGAAUUCAAUUCAGUAUAAACAUGGAUGAGGACACUAAAAGUUCACGAGGUUUACUGUAGCAUUAGUUUUGAUUAAAGUCAUCCAUGUUUGGAAAAGUUGACUAGAUUUUGAAUUGGCAACCUAGUUUCGAAGUUCACUAAUUCAGUGUCCUCC